AAAGCAGGCUCCCCCCUUAACAUGAGAGGGGAAAAUAGGAAAAAAACAAUCAUUUCGCUGUUUCGAGAUACGUGAGAGUAAAUGUGAGGAAUGAAGAAAAACAUGUGUCUCUGCAGUUGUUUACGCGUAUUUUACAUAUCAUUUUAUACGCGGAGCGUUCAAGUCAGGCCUCCAAGCGACAUCGCGCGGACAGAGCCGGGACUAACGGCAGUCGCGCGCGUUUUUCGUUCGUGAUCAUGUCUGAUGAGAGAGAUGUGUUACUGGCGUUGUGCAAGUACGUCAACUCGUUGACAAAUGUGGGCCUGACCGUCGAGCAUCUCAGACUAGCCGAAUGUAACGCUCCAGAUGAAAUUACCACCGAAAAGCUGUGGAGCACGCUGCACAUUUUGAGUUACCACGCUGCGAGGGAAAAACGAAGCGAUAUAGAUUUCCGAAAUUACGAUACGUUGACGGCAGUGAAGCUUCAUCUCGCGUUCCUGCAGUAUCCGGUGACACAAUUUUACGGUUUAUCGCGCGAUAGUAGUGGUAGCAGGGAUUUACUGAUCGCACUAGCGUGGCUACUGGGAACACAGGACGUUUUAACUACCAUUUUUCGAACAAGGCUAACUAAUAGCGCCUUGGGUGCCGAAUGCUCUCACGUGGCUUUACCGGAAUGUAACACAUCAUUUAUAGCACCGAACAAACGGCCAGUUGAGUUUUCAACGAGUACUCAGCUUGACAACAUCUUACAUUUGAACGCCAAAGUGAAUCUCAGCCUGAGGCAAAUAUCUGAAUUGAUUCGCGAGAAAGGUAGCUUGAUAUCCAAGGCGCACGCGGCAAGUAUCAACGUUAGCGGUCUGCCGCAUUUGUGCGUGUCUGAAUUAGCGUUGACGAAGCGCAUCGUGACGGAAACCAUUGAUAGAAACGGCUCUGAGGACGAUCGACUGCGAGAGUUCCGUGAUGCUGGAGAGCUACUCGAUGUGCGCACAAGGUGGAUGGCAAAGCGGGACGCGUUCUUCAAUUGGAUGAUUACGGUGAUUCACGAAGAAUCAGCGGAAUCGAAUCCGAGGGCGGUCGAUGCGCGGGAACUUGCAACGUUCAGCUCACUCUUACAUUACAUAGUUAGAGACAGACUCCGGGGUUUAACGGUUAGCGAGUCAGCGGACAACGAGUACCAAAAUUCAACCUUGGAUUGCCCGUCCCGCACGUACAGAAGUCAAUGUGAUAGUACUGAAGAGGAGAACUGGAUGGACGAAUUGAAAAAACACGAGAGCAGUGGACAGGAAAAUCUGCAAGGAAGUAUAAAACUACUGGCCGACGAGUUGAAAGAGAUGUUGAAGCAGAUACCGUCUUCUAUUCGUGUUUGAUGGGUCCUUCUUUCAUGUAUGCAACAUUCAUUUUAUUAGGUGCUCAAAUCAAUUCAGUGCUUUUAGUUUAAUAAAACCUAACUCCGCUUUAAAUUUUAAAUAAAUGCUGAAUUUCUUCGAAAAAGCGCCGAAUUAAUUUGCGCGCCUAAUACAUAUAAAAUUGAUUUAAAAAAUUUUAUCUAAGAAA
This is a messenger RNA of Ooceraea biroi (clonal raider ant), 1533 nucleotides long. RefSeq lists its product as uncharacterized. NCBI's taxonomy places the organism in Eukaryota, Metazoa, Arthropoda, Insecta, Hymenoptera, Formicidae. The record is from RefSeq and is a predicted model, not a curated record.